This is a messenger RNA of Canariomyces notabilis, 1768 nucleotides long. RefSeq names its product DUF647-domain-containing protein. The coding region runs from base 166 to 1512 and encodes 448 amino acids. Lineage: Eukaryota; Fungi; Ascomycota; Sordariomycetes; Sordariales; Chaetomiaceae. The transcript has 3 exons. The record is from RefSeq and is a predicted model, not a curated record.
GCCAAGCUUCCCCAGGCGCCUCAGUUGCGCUGAUGUAAUCGUGUGCACCUCACCAAGCUGAUUGUCGCGUGUACUUCCUCAUUCUUCAUUCUUUUCUCCCGGCUCCAUUCUUCUCCUUCUGUAGCCAGUACGAGCGCCGGGGAGUAUGCGGCCGCCGGCGUCAGAAUGAGCCGGAGUUUCUACGACAUUGAUGCCGCGGGCGAAGUGCUCUGCACCUACACGGAUAGCAGCGGGCAGGAGAACCUCAGAUCUGAGAAAACCGAGGUCCCCCUAGCCAAAGCCAUCCUCUACGCCUUUCUGCCCGCCGGCUACCCGCACACCGUCACCGACGACUACCUCGCCUACCAGACCUACGACUCCCUCCAGGCCUUCGCCUCGUCCAUAACAUCCCUGCUCGCCAAUCGUGCCGUACUAGAGGGCCUAGGCGUAGGCGACUCGUCGUCAUCCCCCACGGGCGCCCUAAUCCUCAAAAUCACGGGCGACACCAUCUCCCGCAUCGCCACCAUUCUCUUCGCGCACCGCAUGGGCCAGGCGAUCGAGCCCGAGUGCAAGUUCUACCGCUUCCUGGCGGACUUGUUCAACGACAGCGCGCAGUUCCUCGACCUCUUAACGCCCGCCCUCCCCUACUUCCCCAAACUGGGCGUGAUCGUGUCGGCGGGGGUGCUGCGCUCGCUCUGCGGCGUGGCCGCAAACGCCAGCAAGGCCAGCCUGUCGGCGCAUUUCGCGCUGACGGGCAACCUGGCCGAGCUUAACGCUAAGGAAGCCUCGCAGGAAACGGUGGUUAGUCUGAUGGGGAUGCUGGUGGGCUCGCUGGUGGUGCGUCUCGUCGAGGAUAAGCAGGUGGUCUGGCUCCUCAUGGUCCUGCUCGCGGGCGUGCAUCUCACCAUGAACUACCGCGCUGUGCGGAGUGUUAAGAUGCGCUCGCUCAACCGUCAGCGGGCGACUAUUGUGUUUCGGGAGUGGUUGGAACAUGGGACUAUACUUACCCCUGAGCAGGUUGCUCAGCGGGAGAGCAUCCUGCGGAAGGGGCGCGGCAAUCUGUCGAGCAAGAGCGGUGACUAUACGGGGUUUUGCGAUUUUUGCACUUAUGGCGACCUCAGGCGCUGGAAUCCCCGGGGAUACCAUCGCUAUGACUUCGAAACGGCGAGCUACUUUAUGGGCAUAUGGCACCGAGGGGGUUACUUCUACAUGAGGGUUGCCCUCAAGGAGGGCACGACUAGUCCUCUCUCGGCCUGGUUUGACGCUGUCAACCACGCCUACCACUUUGACUCGGCUCUCAAGGACGGGUUAGAGAGCCAUUACGAAAACGAAAUUCCACUGGGUUAUGUGUCCGAGGAGCAAAAGAAGACGAUAUUUGCCGCUUUGACGGCAGCGGGCUGGGAUCUAGAGACAAAUGCGUUAGAGACUAGGUUGCCUGUUAGAGUAAGGGUGGGCGAUGGGAGGAAAGCUCCGCAUCUAUCCGAGAAGGAUCCCAUCAGGCAUCAUGGCCACCAGGAGGCCAAGCAUGACUAAUUCUGUAGAUUGCAGCGGUUGGGAAAUACUGCAAUAGAGCGCCAUGAGCGCGCCUAUCGUAUGGCGUCAAGGAGUAAGAACGGGGACAAUGGAUUGACGGUACCUACGGUUCGGUUGGUUAAUGCUUGAUUGGGUCAUGGGUAAGGGACAUGCUGCUGGGACGGCGGUAGGAUUAGACAUGUUGUAAUUGUAUUCAUGGAGAUACCACGCAAAUGUCGAGCCUCAGGCGGCAGCUCUGUGAAACCUGAAACUUGAG